AUGGAGUCCAACCAGGAAACCUCACUCUUCCUGGUGAAGAUCUUGGAGGAGCUGGACACAAAGCAGAACACCGUUUCUUACCAGGAUCUCUGCAAGUCACUCUGUGCAAGGUUUGAUUUGUCCCAGUUGGCCAAACUCAGAAGUGUGCUGUUUUACACUGCUUGCCUGGAUCCUAAUUUCCCAGCGACUUUGUUCAAAGACAAAAUGAGAUGCACUGUAAACAAUCAGCAAUCAAAGAAAAUCAUGGUUGCAGCAGAUAUAGUAACAAUAUUCAACCUCAUACAAAUGAAUGGGGGAGUGGCCAAGGAGAAGCUUCCAGUUGCAAGGCAGAAAGUGAAGAAGAAAGAGUCCUUCGAGUCCUGCAGAUCCGACACGGAAAUCUGCAACGUGGCAGACUGCGUGCCCAAUUGCGAGCUGAAUGACCAGGACUUUAACCAGGGCUUUCCGGUCAGAAGGUCUUCAAAAUGCAGGAAGAUGGACUGCAAAGACUGCCAACAGUUCGUUCCCUCAUCAGAACCCAACUUUUUGCUUGGGGUCAAUAAGGAGAUGAAGGGCCGGGCUGCCUCUCUGGACAGGCUGCAGGCACUGGCAUCUUACUCCAUCGCCACGUCUCCGCCAUGCGAGAUGCAGAGUACAUACUUCCCCAUGAACAUUGAAAACGAAUCUAUUUCAGACCAGGACUCCUUGCCAAUAAGCGCAGGUCUGAAAGAAACCUUCAUUUCAAAUGAUGAGCCGUUUGUGAUGCAGUCGUGCAUCCAGAAAAGGAAUAUAUUCAAAGAAGAUUUUCAUAAUCUGAUUACGAUAUCUCCCAACUUAAUACCGCCCAACAAAAAGCCAGAAGUUGGACACAGAGAGCCUCAGAACAGGAAAGAAAGCUCUAAGCAGGCUUUCUUCAACCACAGCUUUGAAAUGCCAUACAGCAGCCAGUACUUGAAUCCAGUUUAUUCUCCUAUACCAGACAAAAGACGAGCGAAGCAUGAAAGCCUAGAUGAUCUUCAAGCUUCAACGUAUUUUGGCCCAACUACUAUUCUUGGGCCCCAGGACAACAAAAAGUGGACAGGAAAACCAACCAAACAAACUGCCUGGCCAGCUAAAAGCUGGAGCUUAAAUACUGAGGAGGUACCUGACUUCGAACGAUCAUUUUUUAAUAGGAAGCAGUCAGAAGAGAAGACGCGCUACCAGAGUUCGAACAACCCAUCUCCAAACUUUCCUUCAGCUGACAGGCAUCAGUCCUACCUAAAUGCAAAAGAUCAGCAACCAAUUAUGCAGACAAAUUAUGCUGUGAAACAAAAUGGGCAUAAACCCAAGGAAAUUCCUUCCAUUCUAGAUGUGGAAAAACAUGAGCUGGUCAAAAAGUUUAAGGACAAAAGCAUUAAUUGUACUUCUGUUCAGAUCUUAAGCAUUGACAGGACCACAAGUGUUGGGACACAAACGGAGCAACAGGUCCUGGACCACAAAAAAUGCAAGGAUAUGUGUGCACCAGGCCAAGCCAAGUAUGGAGAACGGCACUCCCUUAAGCACUCGGAUGAUGACUCUGAAAUUGUGAGUGAUGAUAUCAGUGACAUUUUCCGGUUUUUGGAUGACAUGAGUAUCAGUGGGUCCACGGGAGUGAUGCAGUCUUCGUGCUACAACAGCACUGGUUCCCUGUCUCAGGUGCAUAAAUCAGACUGUGACAGCUCACCUGAGCAUAAUUUGACUAAAAUCUCCAAUGGGAGUGCCUGCAACAAAUUAGAAAAAGUGGUCCGGGCAGAUGUCAGUAACACGGACGAUGAACUGAAAACAAGUGUCUGCAAAUUGGUUUUGAGGAUUGGUGAAAUAGAGAAGAAACUGGAGUCUCUCUCAGGCGUCCGUGAAGAAAUCUCUCAAGUCCUGGGAAAAUUAAGCAAGCUGGAUCAAAAAAUUCAGCAGCCAGAGAAGGUCAGUGUACAAAUAGAUCUUAAUUCACUGACAAGCGAGGCCGCGUCAGAUGAAAGUAACUCCCCGCAGAUAUUUCAGUGCCACAACACUCCUCAUGGAGGCAAGCUGGAGAAUAAUCCAGAAUGGUGCUGUUCAGACGCCAGUGGAAGUAACAGCGAAAGUCUUCGAGUAAAAGCCUUAAAAAAAAGUUUAUUUACUAGGAGGUCAUCAAGAUCAUUAACAGAGGAAAAUAGUGCAACUGAAUCCAAAAUAGCAAGUAUUUCAAACUCUCCCCGAGACUGGAGAGCUAUUACUUAUAGCAACCAAGUUGGCAUUACAGAAGAGGAGAUGAAAGAGAGAGAUGGAGGAGAAAAUAAAGACUGGCACAGGAAAUCUAAAGAGGCAGACAGGCAAUACGAAAUCCCACAGCCACAUAGACUCUCUAAACAGCCAAAAGAUGCUUUCUUGAUUGAACAAGUCUUUAGUCCUCAUCCCUACCCUGCAUCACUCAAGUCACACAUGAAGAGCAACCCGCUCUACACAGACAUGAGGCUGACGGAGCUGGCUGAAGUGAAACGCGCCCAGCCGUCAUGGACCAUAGAGGAAUACACGAGGAAUUCGGGGGAUAAAGGCAAGAUUGCAGCAUUGGAUCUACAAACUCAAGAAUCUUUAAACCCAAACAACUUAGAAUACUGGAUGGAAGACAUUUAUACUCCUGGCUAUGAUUCCUUAUUAAAACGCAAAGAAGCCGAGUUCAGAAGAGCAAAGGUUUGCAAGAUAGCUGCCCUAAUAGCAGCGGCAGCUUGUACAGUUAUUCUGGUCAUUGUAGUUCCCAUUUGUACAAUGAAAUCCUGA
This is a messenger RNA of Cygnus atratus (black swan), 2751 nucleotides long. RefSeq names its product membrane integral NOTCH2 associated receptor 1 (gene MINAR1). The transcript has 3 exons. Bases 1 to 2751 code for a protein of 916 amino acids. Gene Ontology annotation, biological process: negative regulation of TOR signaling; negative regulation of cell population proliferation. NCBI's taxonomy places the organism in Eukaryota, Metazoa, Chordata, Aves, Anseriformes, Anatidae. Gene Ontology annotation, cellular component: plasma membrane. The record is from RefSeq and is a predicted model, not a curated record.